Molecule: messenger RNA, 2057 nt
Organism: Cloeon dipterum
Lineage: Eukaryota; Metazoa; Arthropoda; Insecta; Ephemeroptera; Baetidae
Exons: 17
Coding region: 1-1950 (649 amino acids)
Molecular function (GO): odorant binding
Source: RefSeq, a predicted model, not a curated record
AUGUCGUGCCAAAAUUACAAUUUGAGUUUCGCCUGGUGCAACCCGAAAAGAGAAAUCAUCCUUCCCAGCACAUUAUUUGACGCAAGUGGGAAAAUUAAGGAUGGAGAAAAGCAUGGGAAGUGGACGCGCACUUGCGACAAAUUAUACCUUUUCUCUGGCAAGCUUGGCACCUGGCAGCAGAGUUGGGACUUCUGUUGCAGUUUGGGCAUGCACCCGAUAUCGUUUAUUUCUGCGUCCGAUUUCGAGUGUUUGAGCAGCAAAACUAAAGAAAAGUGGGCGCUAAACUAUAAUUAUUGGACUGCGGGACGUGCAAUGGGCACCUGGGGAAGGUGGGCCUGGUGCCCAGGAGCCGUCUUCCUGCCCGACUCGCUUUCCUGGGCUCCGGGGCAACCAGACAAUGCUCAGCCCGAUGAGCUGUGCCUGCACGUGCAGGUGACGAAAAAUGCGAGCGGAAUACUUUUGUCGGACCGGAACUGCAGCCAUAAAUUCGUCAUGGCUUGCCAGGGUGACGCAUUGAUGGCGUCGUCUAACUGCAGCAAACCAAACUGUUUGAUGGAGUGUACUAAAAAUGCAAGAUCUUUUAAGCUUAAUUAUCUUUCAGAUCUAUAUGUUCACGGCCAGUGGAAUGCCGGUUGUGGAAAGGAUUAUCUCUUUUCAAAUGCAACUUUGGAUUGGUUGGGCGCGUGGAAAUAUUGUUGCUCCGUUGGAAUGAAACUGGCCUCAAUUGAAGCUCUUGAGGAAUUGAGUUGUCUCACGAAUAUGGUUGCGAAAUAUCCCAAAGCGGCCUACCCUUAUCAAUGUGGAAGAGAUUUCUGGACAUCUGGCACCAAUCGAGGUUGUCCAGGCGCUUACUUCUGGUGUUCAGAGAGUGAAAAAUUAAACAAGGAAGAAAUAGCCAACUGGAAAAACGGGAAAGUGCCCUCGGAGAGUGCUGAUCAGUGUAUUUUCAUCAAUUUAUCAAAUUCGACUUUGAAUGAGACUUAUUUGGGCGCUGACUCUUGUACCAAGCUAAAACCAUUUCUUUGCGAGACCUUCCAACCGGGCGCAAAAUCGGUGCAAAUCGCGCGUACUUGCAAGGAAAUUUGGGGUGUGACGGAAAAUGAAGUGAUUGACAUAAUCAUGAAUCCAAGCGGCGACGUCGUCAACCAAAGACUCAAGCUCAAAUGUUAUCUCAGGUGUUGCGGGAAAAAAGGAAACGUGAUAAAAACCGGUUCACUGGUGAUGGAUCAAAUCUUGCGCAACUUGGAGGAAUUGACGGCCGACGACCCGCAAACCAUGCAGAAUGGCUUUGAAAUCUUUGAUUCCUGCACCUCCAUUCGGUCCACUGACGAGUGCGACACGAUGGCACGAAUGUUCCAGUGUGGCAAGAAAAAUGCACCAGACCUGACUUUAGGACUCGUCACUGCCAUCAAGGGAGACGCCACUGUUUCCGCAACUGCUACAGGGGGAAUUAAAACCGGCAAUCGAGUGUGUCCUCUGUAUCCAGCAGCAAGUUGUGUACCAAAUCAAGCAAAAAUUGAUGAGCUUAAAAACACGGGAUCAUCUUUAGGGGGAAGUGCCAUGACAUUAUCGACUGGCAAAAAGUACUUUAUAAAAUUUAUCUCAGGAAUUACCGACGCUGAAGCAGAAGCAAUCUACUGCUGCACACUUGGCAGCCACCUUGCCAUUUUCGAAAGCUUAGAGGAUUUCAACGCUUUCACAAAAAAUAUUACAGAUAAUGGAGGCGUCUGGAUUUACAUUGGACCGACUUUCGACAAUGGCGAUGGCACCGACAGCUGGUGCUUGAAUUUUAAGAGGCUGCCAGCCGGAAUGAUCACAGACAUCAAUCUAUUCUAUCGCAACCAGAACUUCAACUCAACUCAAAUUUACUCGGCGAAAUCCCCCAGAUUGUUAAUUUAUUCAAAAGGAGGCUCGUGUAACAUAGUUUUAUGUGGCCCACUUCCCUACUAGAAUAUUUGAGUUUUGAUGAAAUUAUAUAUUCCAAUCGUAAAUAAUUAUUGAAAAUACUUAUAUAUAAGACACGUUUCUUUUUAUUAAAUGAGUUUGGUAAUGGUGUU